Gadus chalcogrammus (walleye pollock) is the source of this 1112-nucleotide messenger RNA. Its product is annotated as serine/threonine-protein kinase Nek4-like. The coding region runs from base 198 to 1112 and encodes 304 amino acids. The transcript has 7 exons. Gene Ontology annotation, molecular function: protein kinase activity; ATP binding. The record is from RefSeq and is a predicted model, not a curated record. Lineage: Eukaryota; Metazoa; Chordata; Actinopteri; Gadiformes; Gadidae. Gene Ontology annotation, biological process: protein phosphorylation.
UAGUGACGGAAAACGAGAGACUGAACACUUCCUGUGUUUUGAAGACUUGCAGGCAGACAGAUGAUUGAGUAAAUCCUAUUCGCAAUGAUGCAUACGCGCUUUAUCAAUUGUACUUAUACAUACUUAGGAGAGCCAUUGCAUUUAUUUGGACUGUGAAUCAACUUUAAGGUCGGUUUCCUUACAGUUUGCGAGGAGUGAUGAAUAACUAUGUGUUCAUCAGAGUGGUGGGGAAAGGGAGCUAUGGAGAAGUGAACUUGGUGAAACACAGAGCAGAUCGGAAACAGUACGUCAUCAAGAAGUUGAACCUGACCAAGUCCACCAAGCGGGAGAGGCGUGCCGCGGAGCAGGAGGCCAAGCUGCUGUCCCAGCUGCGGCACCCCAACAUCGUGACCUACCGGGAGUCCUGGGAGGGCGAGGACUGCCAGCUAUACAUCGUCAUGGGCUUCUGUGAGGGCGGGGACCUCUACCACAGACUCAAGCAGCAGAAGGGGGACCUCCUACCUGAGAGGCAGGUGGUGGAGUGGUUUGUCCAGAUUGCCAUGGCACUCCAGUAUCUGCAUGAGAAGCACAUCCUUCACCGGGACCUUAAGACCCAGAACAUCUUCCUGACCAAGACCAACAUCAUCAAGGUGGGAGACCUGGGCAUCGCGAGGGUCCUGGAGAACCAGAACGACAUGGCCAGCACCCUGAUCGGAACGCCGUACUACAUGAGCCCUGAGCUCUUCUCCAAUAAACCCUAUAAUCACAAGUCAGAUGUAUGGGCGUUGGGAUGCUGUGUGUAUGAAAUGUCGACACUGAAGCACGCCUUCAAUGCCAAGGAUAUGAACUCGCUGGUUUACCGCAUUGUACAAGGGAAGCUGCCUCAGAUGCCGGGUCAGUACGACCCCCUCCUGGGCGAGCUGAUUAGGAGCAUGCUGUGCAAGAGGCCGGAGGAGCGUCCCGAUGUGAAGCUCAUCCUCAGAGAGCCCUACAUCAAGAGGCAGAUCGCCAUGUUCCUGGAGGCCACCAAGGAGAAAACCGCCAAGUCCAGAAGGAAGGCUGUGGAUGGGGCCGGUGACGCCGCUGGCAGCAGGGCAGGGUCUGGGGUCUCCCCUCAGCCAAAGAGACCGUAA